CCUUAAACUGCUCAAUCGCAGGAUGAUAAUGAAGAUAAUUCAAAUGAUGGGACCCAACCACCCAAAAGGAGGCGAAUGGGCUCAGGAGAUAGCUCUAGGAGUUGUGAGACUUCAAGUCAAGAUCUUGGCUUUAGCUACUAUCCAGCAGAAAAUUUGAUAGAGUACAAAUGGCCACCUGAUGAAACAGGAGAAUACUAUAUGCUUCAAGAACAAGUCAGUGAAUAUUUGGGUGUGACCUCCUUUAAACGGAAAUAUCCAGAGCGACGAGAUUUGUCCCAUAAGGAGAAACUCUACCUGCGGGAGCUGAAUGUCAUCACUGAGACGCAGUGUACUCUAGGUUUAACAGCAUUGCGCAGUGAUGAAGUGAUUGAUUUAAUGAUAAAAGAAUAUCCAGCCAAACAUGCUGAAUACUCUGUUAUUUUACAAGAGAAAGAACGUCAGCGAAUUACAGAUCAUUAUAAAGAGUACUCUCAAAUGCAACAACAGAAUACUCAGAAAGUUGAAGCCAGCAAAGUGCCUGAGUACAUUAAGAAAGCUGCCAAAAAAGCAGCUGAAUUUAACAGCAACUUAAACCGGGAACGAAUGGAGGAGAGAAGAGCUUAUUUCGACUUGCAGACGCACGUUAUCCAGGUGCCUCAAGGGAAGUACAAAGUGUUACCGACAGAGCGAACCAAGGUCAGUUCUUACCCAGUGGCCCUCAUCCCCGGACAGUUCCAGGAAUAUUACAAAAGGUACUCACCGGAUGAGCUGCGGUAUCUGCCGUUAAACACCGCGCUUUAUGAGCCCCCUCUGGAUCCUGAGCUCCCGGCCCUAGACAGUGACGGCGAUUCAGAUGAUGCCGAGGAUGGUCGAGGUGAUGAGAAGCGGAAACACAAAGGCACUUCGGACAGCUCCUCUGGCAACGUGUCUGAAGGGGAGGGCCUUCCCGACAGCCAGGAGGAGCCUUUCCAGGGAAGACAGAGAUCCAAGGACAAAGCUGCUACUCCAAGAAAAGAUGCUUCCAAACGUUCUGUACUGUCCAAGUCAGUCCCUGGGUACAAGCCAAAGGUCAUUCCAAAUGCUCUAUGUGGAAUUUGUCUGAAGGGUAAGGAGUCCAACAAGAAAGGGAAGGCUGAAUCACUUAUACACUGCUCCCAGUGUGAUAAUAGUGGCCAUCCUUCUUGCCUGGAUAUGACCAUGGAGCUUGUUUCUAUGAUUAAGACCUACCCAUGGCAAUGUAUGGAAUGUAAAACUUGCAUUGUAUGUGGACAACCCCACCACGAAGAAGAAAUGAUGUUCUGUGAUGUGUGUGACAGAGGUUAUCAUACUUUUUGUGUGGGCCUUGGUGCUAUUCCAUCAGGUCGCUGGAUUUGUGACUGUUGUCAGCGAGCCCCCCCAACACCCAGGAAAGUGGGCAGAAGGGGGAAAAACAGCAAAGAGGGAUAAAGUAGUUUUUUGAUCCCAAUAUUGUGAUAUGGAUUUAAAUGAAAUAUUUGGUGCCAACUUAUUUACAUUCUCAAUUUUAUGCCAAUAAAAGAUUUCUGAAAUUAACUAUGUGCUUAAAA
This is a messenger RNA of Ailuropoda melanoleuca (giant panda), 1544 nucleotides long. RefSeq names its product PHD finger protein 10 (gene PHF10). NCBI's taxonomy places the organism in Eukaryota, Metazoa, Chordata, Mammalia, Carnivora, Ursidae. The transcript has 12 exons. The coding region runs from base 76 to 1425 and encodes 449 amino acids. Gene Ontology annotation, cellular component: npBAF complex. The record is from RefSeq and is a predicted model, not a curated record.